Molecule: messenger RNA, 2026 nt
Organism: Scophthalmus maximus (turbot)
Lineage: Eukaryota; Metazoa; Chordata; Actinopteri; Pleuronectiformes; Scophthalmidae
Product: probable G-protein coupled receptor 148
Exons: 2
Coding region: 505-1467 (320 amino acids)
Biological process (GO): G protein-coupled receptor signaling pathway
Cellular component (GO): membrane
Molecular function (GO): G protein-coupled receptor activity
Source: RefSeq, a predicted model, not a curated record
AUCCCUCUGAGUUAGAGUUGGUUUUGGUGACCACAUACAGUCAAUGUGAGGUUAAGCUGAGAGACGAGGGAUGAGCUACCGCUGUCAGGUGUGAACAUGAUUUAAAAUUACUCCUGUAUGUUCUUUGCUCCAUCAAAAAAAGUUUUUGCACUUCUCAAGUGACCCAUUAAGUCAAGCUCAACUGCUUUGUUGCUCGUGGCAGUGGAAUAAAGAUGGAAAAUGUAUCUAAUGAUUUAAAUUUAGAUGGUUUUUCUAAUCAGUUACCUUUGAGUAAAUUGGAUUUUAAACAGUUCGGGGUAGAAAAGCUGACAAAGCAACAGCAGGCGGAGCAGUGAAGAGGAUGAAAAGGCUCCACCCUGUCACUAUGUUACGGCCAAGUGGUUGCAGCUUUCUCCGUCCACACGUUAUCUGUAAGAGUCAACAAACAGCGCAUCAGAUAAGGCCAGCGGGUGAGACAAGUUGUACAAAGCAUCCAUUGAUUUAUUCCCCUGCAAAGCUUAAUGGAUGUGCAACGCAGAGAGGGGUUUCUGCUCUGGAUAUCGGGUAUGGGUCGAGAGUCUGCGGAGGUGGCACCUAGAAUUCUUUUUCAUCCCUACCACAGUCGUCACUCUGGCCACCUUGCUCGCCAACCCUGUUCUCCUGGCAUGCAUCCUGCUGUCCCGGGCCUUACGUCGAGAGACGCGUUACCUGCUGGUGGCCAACACCCUGACGGCAGACAUUCUCUUCCUCAUCAUCAACCUGGCCACCAUGAUCUGUAAUGCUGCGAGAGCUCAGAUACCCUGGACCGUCUGUGGGCUCCUCACAGCCGUCACUGUCACCGCCUACUGCUGUGCCAUCCUCACUACCACCCUCAUGGUGGUCGACACCUACGCCGCUGUCCGCUGGCCUCUCCGUUACCACGAACUUCUUCCCCCUGCCCGCACCCACCGCAUACUGGUGGGGGUGUGGGUGCUGGCGGCCAUUUACCCUUUCACCCUGGUGAUCAUGAUGGAGGCGGACAGGGUAAAUGCCCCCGAGAAGUUGGCCGUUUGUCUGGUUCUCAUCUCCCUCGGCCUCAUUCAGGUCCAGAACGUGAUGUGGAUCCACGUCUACUUCUUCGUUGCUGCGCUCAUCUGUGCUUUGGUCAUUUUUUACUGUUACAUUCGGCUCUACAUGGUAACAAGGACCCAGGGCAUCUGGCAGAGCCGCUUCUCCAGGGCUCGGGUCACCCUGCUGGCCCAUGGGGUCCUGCUCCUGCUCUACUUCGCCCCAGGCUUUGUUUUCACCGUGGAGCUCUUCAUGUUCCAGAGGAGUGACAUAAGUCAAGAUGUCCGUGUGUGGAUCAGCACAGUCAAUAUGUGUGUUUUCAUGUUGCUGCCCAGGGUGUUUGCUCCUUACCUCUAUGGGCUGAGGUACAGGGAAAUCUCUGACACUUUAAUGCAGCAGCUGCAUCGGAACAGGAGAAACAGCCAGAACACAGUGUCAUGAAUGACUCUUUAGAACCGUCUGUUAGUCAAUUUCUCCAAUGGCAUUGCUUUUGAUUUAUAGGGUUAGUUCUCAAAGUAGCCCUCCAACAAAAAAAGAUAGAACUGCAAAGGCUGUACACAGGAUUUUUUUUUUGAAAUAAUGAGGUUAUGAAUACAAAUAUGACUACAAAUUCAAUUCAACCCAAAGUGUUUUUCCGACUUGCCACUAAAAUAUAUGUAUAUAAUUGUAUAUGUAUAUAAGUAUUUUUUCAUGUCCUCUAUAUUAAUUAAAAUAUAUAUAUAUUGUUUUUAAUUCUAUCCUAUUAUUUAUAUAUGUUUUUUACCUAAAGCAGUGUCUCUAGGACACCAAUUUUUUUGGAGCAAUAAUUGGACAUAAAUUCCUCCUUAUUUUUUUAAAAAAUUUACAAAUUGUCAGGAACAGUAAUGAGGACAUUUUCUCACUCGUGGUUGUAUUGUGCAUUAUUUAUUUCACAUACUGUUUUCUUCAGUUCACCUUUAUUGUCAUUUGAGAGAAGCCAUACGAAAUUUGAGUGUGAUGACAAUAAAGUUCAUUCUAUCAU